UCAAGCUUACCUCCACCGCUCGACGAAUCCCAUCGCUAACCCAGAACAUUCGGUCCCGAAAUUUACAAUUUACAGCUAUCAAGCGCGGAGGCGGGAGCAGCGAGCAGCGCUCGGCCGGCGACCCCACCACGAUGGCAUCAGCAACCGGCCGCGCGGCCGCGGGCGCGUCCGGCGACGGCGGGGUCCUCACCUCGAUGGUGGGGAUGUACCAGCACCAGCUCCGCGACGACGCCUUCGGCACCCUAGGCGGCGGACACUGCGGUGAGCAGCCACGGCUCGCCGGCGGCGGCGCCCCGUCCUCCUCCUCUCCCUCGGCUGCUCUCGCCCCGCCCCUGGCACAGGCGCAUGGCGGCGAUCAGCCGCGGCAGCUGUUCGAAGUGCUAGUCGGCGGGGGGAGCCUGCUGCGCGGCCCGGGAGGCGGCAAAGGCAGCGGCGCGGUUGGGGAUCUGGGGGUGCUGGUGCGGUGGAUGCGGGAGCUCGCAGCGGAUCCUGUGGCCCCGCUGCCGGCGCCGUCGGAGCACAGGGCGAGGAAGCGGCACGUGCUGGCUUUGCGGCGUGCACGCUACCUCAGAUUGGAGGACGUGGCGGACGCAGAAGAGCUCCCCAGCUUCUCCAAGAAAAGGAAGCUCCACUGGGACAAACAUAAAAAGAAAGGGUGCUUUAACAUGCCAACAAGGAAAUCGGAGAGACUAGCUAAGAGAAUGAAACUCAUGGCAUCAUUGCUCCUCACACAACGGAAAAAGAUUGGAGUAGGUGAGCACUUUCAGGCAGAGAUACCUGAAUGGACCGGGCAACCUUCAGGGAAAGAGCUUUCAUGUUACAGGAGUGACCCAGAGACAUCAAAGAUGUUAGGAACUACAAUUUGGCCUCCUGGAGGUGAUGUUAACAAAACCGAUAUUGUAGCUGUUGGGCGGGGAAGACCAGAAUCAUGUAGUUGCUCUUUCCCAGGAUCCUUCUUCUGCAGACAGCACCACAUAAAUGAAGCAAGAGAUCGGCUGCGAUCUGAACUUGGUCAAGCUUUCACAAUAUGGCAGUUUGAUUCAAUGGGGGAACAGGUUUCUAAGUUUUGGAGUCAUGAUGAGCAACUAAAGUUAAACACACUUGAACUAUUGGUUCCUGUUAUGGACCAAAAGACAUAUUGGGCAGUUGCGUCAAAAAAAUUUGCUUCAAAGCCCAGGAUAGAUUUGAUAAAGUACUACUUGAAUGUGUUCCUGAUGAGAAGGGUGUUGAGCCAGUGCAGAUUGGGUCUUCUGGAAAUUGACAGUGACGAAGAUGAAGUGGAGGAAGAGGAGGAUGAAGAUCAGCCUGAAGGCUCCAGCUCUCUUCAGAGGACCCAAGAUGAAACGACCCGGGUUUCCGAACGGAGAACCCGAAUCCCUGUAUCGUCGUGAUAGUUACUGGAUCAGUAGCCAUCACAUACAGAACUCAUUUUAGACAGUAAAUCUGGUCAUACUCACUUAAAUGAUUCAAACAUGGGUUUAAUUAUUACAAAAUCCAGAGGAUUUGCAUUACAAAUCUUUU
This is a messenger RNA of Panicum virgatum (switchgrass), 1521 nucleotides long. RefSeq lists its product as uncharacterized. NCBI's taxonomy places the organism in Eukaryota, Viridiplantae, Streptophyta, Magnoliopsida, Poales, Poaceae. Bases 132 to 1391 code for a protein of 419 amino acids. The record is from RefSeq and is a predicted model, not a curated record. The transcript has 3 exons.